AUGGAGCCAAUUGCGAUUGUUGGCAUGUCAUGCCGGCUACCUGGGGACAUUCACUCGCCCUCCCAGCUCUGGGAGUAUUUGAAGCAAGGAAAGGAUGCGCAGUCCAAAAUUCCAGCGAACCGAUUCAACGUGGACAGCUGGUAUCAUCCAGAUAGCCAUCGGCCAGGCAGUGUGAAUGCGAAGGGUGGUUACUUCCUCAGCCAUGACGAUAGUUUCAGGUCCUUUGACCCUCGGUUCUUCGGUGUCAGUUCCAUCGAAGCGAAAUCGAUGGAUCCGCAGCAACGUAAGCUUUGUGAGACAGUAUACGAGUGUCUCGAGGCCGCCGGGGCUCGAUUGGCCGACAUGUCUGGAUCUUCCACUGGGUGUUUCGUUGGCAACUUCACCUACGACGCUGCCUACGAUCAGUGGAAGGACAUUGAAUAUGUCAUGCCGUAUCAAACCACGGGGUCCGGCGCCACGAUCCUGAGCAAUAGAAUCAACUACCUGUUCAACCUGAAGGGGCCAAGUCUCACGGUGGAUACUGCAUGCUCGAGUGUUAUGUACGCCUUGCACUAUGCCAUUCAGUCGAUCCACAACGGAGACUGCUCGGCGGCCAUCGUAGGAGGCACAAAUCUUGUGUUUGGACUCGAGCAACACAUAGGGAGUGUCGCCCUUGGCGCUUUGUCUCCAACUUCGACUUGCCACACUUUCGACGAGUCCGCGGACGGCUAUGGGAGAGCGGACGCAGUUGGUGCUCUCUACGUCAAGCGCUUAUCAGAUGCCAUUCAGAAUGGUGACCCGAUUCGUGCGAUAAUACGAGGCACAGCAGUCAAUACGAAUGGCAGAAGCGCCGGCAUUAGCCAUCCAAGUGUUCACCAACAGGAGGCUGUCAUACGGGCAGCUUAUACACAUGCUGACUUGCCCUUGAACGAAACCAGCUACUUUGAGUGCCACGGUACUGGUACCCAAGUUGGCGAUCCCAUCGAGGUUGAUGCGAUUGGCAGAGUCUUCGGAGACCAUCACUCUUCUGAUAACCCAUUGCUGAUUGGAAGUGUAAAGACAAAUCUUGGUCAUGGGGAGGCAGCUAGCGCAAUCGCCAGCAUCAUUAAAGCUUCCAUGGUGUUGGAAACAGGACAGGUGCCUGCAACCGUGGGCAUUCGGACUCUCAAUCCUCACCUCAAACUACUGGGCGGUGCUAUCAAGAUCUGUCAGUCCACUACCGUUCUGAGCGACACACAGGCUCGGUAUCGUAGGGCAAGCGUCAACUCCUUUGGCUACGGAGGCGCCAACGCUCACGCAAUUCUGGACGCCACCCAAUCUUAUUUUGGCGACACAUUACGGGCGCAAGCAUUGCAUGCUGUCAAAUGGUUAAGCCCACCGAGGACUGUCUUCGUAGACACACUCUGCUCUUCGCCCACUGGCAGACUGUAUCUCCUACCAUUUGCAGCACACAACGAGAUCACAUUACAAGCAAUAGUGAACAGCAUCAACUUAUCUCGAGGUUCACUUGACGUGCCGAAUCUGGCCUAUACACUGUCAGUGAGAAGAGAACUCUUUGCCUCGAGGGCCUUCCAAGUGGUCCGUGCCACGAAAAACUCCUCACAAACGUUACCAGUCGAUCCCGCAACCACUGCGACCCACAAGACUCGUUGCCCAACUAUCGCUUUCGUGUUCACUGGGCAGGGAGCCCAAUGGGCUCACAUGGGAUUGACGCUGGCCGACCAGUUCCCAAUCGUUCUCUCCACAAUCACCAGGCUUGAUGCAGCUUUGGCAAGUACCACAAUACCUCCAGACUGGAACAUCCUCGACGUUCUCCGCGAGACCGGGGAGUCCAGUCGGAUCCACGACACGGAAAAAUCGCAGACCAUCUGCACUGCCCUUCAGAUUGCACUAGUUGAUCUCCUCCACUCAUGGCGAGUCCGAGCAGAGGCUGUCGUUGGCCACUCUUCAGGAGAGAUUGCAGCAGCCUAUGCCGCAGGUCUAUGCUCUGCGGAAGACGCUAUUCGCAUCGCUUAUUUCCGAGGCCUUGCUGCAUCCACGGAACAGCAUCCUGGCGCUAUGAUGGCCGUAGGUCUCUCGCCGGACGAGAUGGAAACAUACAUAUGCGAUCGAGAAGACGUGGUAGUGGCGUGCCACAACAGCCCACGAAGUGUGACAUUGAGCGGCUCAACAGCCGCCAUCGAAAGCCUUUUUGUGUUACUUGCAGAGCGAAAGAUCUUCGCUCGGGUCCUCAGAACGUCAGGAAACGCGUAUCACUCCUGGUUAAUGACUGCUGCUGGUAUAAAAUAUCAGACCCUGCUGGAUGAGCACUUCUCAGAUGCUCAAUCGACGGGAGAUCAGUGUUCAGCCAUGCGAGCCACGAUGGUCUCGUCAGUGACGACGAGGACUAUUGGCGGGCCCCUGCCGACAUCUUAUUGGAGACAGAACCUGACUUCUAUGGUGGCAUUCAACGAUGCCAUUGGAAAGAUGCUGGACAUGUUUCCCCAAGUUGAUCACGUACUGGAAAUUGGGCCACACUCUGCGCUGGCGGGCCCUCUACGGGACAUCAUCGCAAAGCACCCUUCCGCGGCUGAGAAAGUGUCCUACCUUCAGACACUCUCGAGAGCAUCAGAUAGUGCGGCCGACAUGCUUGGGCUUGCUGGAAAGCUCUUCUUGAAGACGCUACCUCUUGAUCUGGCCACAGUCAACGGCUUCGAAAAGAUAUCGGCGGAGAAGCUGUCAGACCCAGCGAGACAAUGCCACGUCCUUACCAGCCUUCCACCAUAUCCAUGGACAUACACAGAUCAGGAUCAGAUCAUACCACUGGAGUCUCGUCUUUGUAGAGAUAUCAAAUUUCGUCCAUUCAUGCGCCAUGAUCUGCUUGGCAGUAGGGUGCCUGGAUCUUCUCCCGAUUGCCCAGUCUGGAGAAACGUGAUCAAACUGGAGAAUGUUCCAUGGCUCAAAGACCAUCAGAUUGCAGGUAACUUCGUCUUCCCAGCUGCAGGCUAUGUGGCUAUUGCACUCGAAGCGGGCUCUCAAGCCUUCGCUCCGCUCAAGAUACCUCUAGAAGCUCUCUCAAUUGCCGAUCUAACCAUUGGCUCCGCAUUGCUGCUGCGGAAAGAAGUGGCCGUAGAAGUCAUCGUCGACGCUUGGAUCGAUCGCAAAACGGACGUCGAGCUCAGAUUUUCUAUCAAGAGUACGGCAUCAGAUCAAUGGACCGAGCACGCGACUGGCAUCGUCCACGCUGGUAGUACCAUGAACGGUCCCAGUGGCCAGCAUGCUCCUGCUAAGGGCAGUGGCGGAAGAUGGGGCGUGAACGCGGACAGCUACAGCAAGAUGUGGUUCGAAGCGAUGAGUAACGUGGGCAUGGAAUAUGGACCAGGCUUUACUCUUCUUUCCGAUAUCAGCACUCGCGCAACAACCCUCGAGGCCUCGGCGACGGUCCCGCUACAAGCAACCUCACUUGCAAUGCCUAACCAGUCGACGUAUACUCUACACCCUACCGUGGUCGACGCAGCUUUCCAGCUGAUCGUGAUUGCUGUACACGAGGGCAAGCCUUAUACGUUCACCAAGCCAUACAUACCGACGGUCAUCACCAAUCUGGUCGCUUCACGGCCGCUACCGAGUGCCACGCCUGAUUUAGCCUACAUCAAAGUGACAGGCAAGAGGCAAGGAUUACGUCAAAUCGUUGGUACAGCAACGAUCACGGAUGCUGCACAGCAAAUUUUACUUCAAAUGGAUGUUGAACUGACAUCUCUGGAGUCGCAAUUGUCGACAAACAAGAAAUCUGCAGCGGUUCAACCAUACAAUCGUGUGAUCUGGAGGCCUGACUUCGAUCUAAUCACGGCCGCACAACUCUCCGACCUACUGCCAUACCGCCAAGAUGACAUACAGGUCAAGAUCCGCUUCGAAAGCCUCAACGAGUGCUGCAUUCUUAUCUUGCUCAACGACUACACGAGAGUGCCAGCCGGCAGGGCACGGGAUGAUUUGCCGUUCCAUAUGCAAAAGUGGGUGACAUGGGUGGAGACUCAAGGAAAACUUCUGUCUCAAGCUCAUCACUUCUCCGAAAUGUCCACCGAGGCUCGCGAGAGACGUAUUGCUGCCCUGGUCGCUGAGUUUGGCGAAGACAUUCCCGAACUUGCGCUGGUUGCUCGCCUACACUACCACAUGUCCGACAUCGUUUUCGGACGUGCGGCACCCUUGGAACUCAUGGUCAAGGAUGGUCUUCUGUCCAAAGUUUACGAAGAGGGCUUCUCGGGAGCUGGAGCAUACGAUAGACUUGCUAGUGUUCUCCACUUGAUCGGGCAUAAGAAUCCCGGAAGCAGGAUACUGGAGAUAGGCGCUGGCUCUGGAGGUGCCACAAUGCCUGCUCUGAAUGCUCUUCGAGGUAACACAUCGUUCCCCCAAUAUCGCGAGUACGUCUUCACCGACGUUUCCACGGCGUUCCUUUCCAGGGCAAAAGACAAAUUCAGCGGUUAUUUGAACGUCAGCUACGCCAUCCUGGACAUCGAAGGUGUCGAAGCUCAAGGAUUUGACGAAGGAUCCUUCGACGUGAUCAUUGCCUCCAAUGUCAUUCAUGCAACCAAGUCCAUCGUGCAAACGCUGAAGAACUGCAGAAAGUUGUUGGCACCAGGCGGACGGCUGAUUCUGGUAGAAACCACGGAGAUUCGUCUUGUGACAGGCCUUCUAGUUGGCCAGUUGCCAGGCUAUUGGCUGGGCGUCGACGACUGUAGACCAGAUGGUCCUUUCAUCUCUGCAGACGAAUGGCACACGCGCCUUGUCAAUGCCUGCCUUUCUGGUGCAGACCAUGUGUUACACGACUACUCGAAGCCGUACGACUCCACGGCAGUCAUCGUAUCACGUAACACAGAGGACUAUGUCAUUGUGCCGAAGCUGGAAGAUCCAUCGAUAGCAGAGCUGUCAGCGGCCUCAUCAACAGGUCAAGUCUACCUAGUGUAUUUGGACAGCCCACAUCCGGUUCUUGCCCAACUUGAGGCUCAUUAUGAAUCCUGCGGGGUCGCCUGUCACCGUGCCUCACUGAAAGAUCUCGGUCAGGUCACCCAGAAAGGCAUUCGAGCGGUCAUACUUGUUGAGCUCGAGAUGCCAGUGUUGUUCGAGCUAUCGGAUGAGAUACUCCAAGGUCUGCAACACUUGAGCCAGGUUGCAGCCUCAGCGAUUUACGUGACGAAUGCUGGUACGCUUUGCGGAAAGUUCCCCGAGAAGUCUCUGGUCGUUGGUCUUGUCAGAUCGAUAUCCAUCGAGGAGCCAUCGUUCCGUGUCGCUACGGUCGAUCUAGAUCCAGAAGCUCUUCCAAGUUCACUCCAGCGCGCAGCACAAAUUGUCGCAAAUGUUGAGAUCGGGUUCAGCAAGAACCCCGAUACCGAGGACGAUUACAACUUCGUCGAGCAAGACGGGGUGUUGCACAUCAGUCGCAACAUUGUUGACACGGAUGAGAACUCAUCGUAUCACAUGCUGCAUACUGAGACUACUCAGCUACGUUCAUGCCCAAGCGAUGCAUCGGCUUACUUCACUCGGGUAGAAGACUUCGAUGCCCUCUACUGGGACUCCAAAGAGCCCCCCAUGCAGACCCCGAGUACGAAUGUCCGGGUCGAGCUUUCGAGAUGUUCAUUAGAUGUCUACGUCGCUGGCAUGUUGAGGGGACUCAAAGACUACCCAUUUCACGGCAUUGAGUGCGUGGGGAUCGUGCAGGCCGUUGCGUCAGCUGUAGUCACUUGCAAACCAGGAGAUCGAAUACUGUACCUCGGAUCCAACUGGCUGGAAACAACGUCCAAUGUUCAUGAGGGAGACUGUGUUCUUCUCUCGGACACCAGCAAGUCUAUGAACGGAAGUCUCCAUACAGACUCCCUGAUGCAAUCGACCUCGAACGGCAUUGGUGUACAUGGAACAAAUGCGUGCAGCAUGCAACCCUUCCGGGACACCGAAGAAUUCGAAGGACAGUACAAAUGCUUCGGCUUAGCAUGGCAGCUCUACAAGACAAUUCGCAGUGAUUUGCUCGGGAAGAGCGUCUUGAUCGACCUACCGACCCAAGUGCUCGGCUACGCGCUAUCGCAGCUGAUGACGAUGCACGGAUCUUCCGUGACGGCAGUAUACAAGUCUCAACAAGAGCAUCAUUUGUUGGGCAGUAUCUCAACACUAUCGACCACCGUCGACGACGAAUUCGUCUGGAGCGGCAAGUGUCAAUUUGAUGUGAUCAUUACUGACCGCAUCACCGCUUCGCCAGAUGCCUUUUCCAAGUGCUUGCGUGGUCAAGGCGAGGUGCUCAUCGUCGGCCACCACAAAAGAGGACGACAAGAUGCUGUGUCCCAGCUCGCCCCAUCUUUACUGUCCAGGGGAUUCGCUGUGCAUAUCUUCGACGUUCUGGAGGCUUUGUCCGCGAAGCGCAAACAGCUCGUUGGGUCUAUCAGAGCCGUCAUUGAUCUCGCAAAGAAGGGUAGCCUUCGUCCAGCGCCUCGACACAUCUUCCCACUGUCGGAAAUCAAGGAUGCCGUGCGCGCAACUCAGGAUUUGGACAAAUACGCUGCAGUGACUCUAUCGCGAGAGCCCGGAGACCUGGUACCCGUCCGCCAAAGACCCGAACCCGUAAGGUUCCGCCCCGACUCAUCGUACAUCCUCAUCGGGUGCCUUGGUGGGUUGGGUCGUGUCAUCACCAUGUGGAUGAUAUCCCGUGGUGCCCGGCACCUCACCUUCCUUUCACGAAGCGCAGCAGACAAGCCAGAGGCCGCUUCGCUCGUGCAAGAGUUGGCGGAGUUGGCGGAACGGGAAAUGCCGGAUUUGCAGUUUGACAUUGUCCGGGGCGAUGUCUCGAAUGCGCAGCAUGUGAAGAAGACUGUCGAUAUCGCUGCUGCACAAGGCCCGAUCAGAGGAGUAAUACAUGCCGCCAUGGUCUUGAAGGAGAGCCUCUUCAAUGCCAUGACACUCGAUAUCUGGAAUCAGGUAGUGCAGCCGAAAGUUCGCGGCGCACAGCAUUUGCAUCAGCAGACCUUGGGCUGCGAUCUGGACUUCUUCGUCAUGACAAGCACCAUUCUGUCGGUCGUGGGCGCCGCAACUCAAAGUAACUACGCCGCGGCCAAUGCGUACCUAGACCAUCUGGCCCGCCACCGCCAUCACCGAGGUCUACAAGCAACCUCCAUCUCUAUCGGCAUGGUCGUCAACGUUGGCUACGUAGAAGAACACGAAGCGAGUGCCAUCGCUCUUCGCCGGAACGGAAUGUACGGCAUCAACAUGGAAGAGUUCUUGGACAACCUCGAGCUGUCAUGUCGCAGGAAAGACAUGACCAAAGUAUUAGAUUGCUUCGAUCCUUGCGCUGCCUCCAACCUCAUCACUGGAAUGGAUCCCACACGUAUCACGCGGAACAGUAGCAAGAGUAUCUGGCACAGAGAUGCACGCCUGCGCCAUUUCACACAGGCUUUGGAGCAAGGAUCUGGUGCCUCCGUGCGCGAACAAGUUGUUCAGAAGGGUAGCUUGGCCAUGGAACUGCGAGAAGCCGCAAAAGACGGAGAAGCCGCCGCUCGACUGAAGUUGACGCAGCUAUUGACGGAACGGAUUGCAAGUCUAGUCAUGGUACCAGUAGAACAGAUUGAUGUCGGGGACGCACUGCCCGCAUAUGGUAUGGACAGCAUGAUUGGUGCAGAGCUACGGGCAUGGCUCCAGAGAGAACUGGGAGCAGAUGUGCCAUUCUUGGUCAUUUUGGAUCAGAACUUGACAUUCAAGGCUUUAGCGGGAAUUGUGUUCAAGUCUAUCGAUUUGGCACAGCAGAAUAUCACACAGUAG
Fulvia fulva is the source of this 7749-nucleotide messenger RNA. RefSeq names its product Prosolanapyrone synthase. Lineage: Eukaryota; Fungi; Ascomycota; Dothideomycetes; Mycosphaerellales; Mycosphaerellaceae. The record is from RefSeq and is a predicted model, not a curated record. The transcript has 12 exons. Gene Ontology annotation, molecular function: fatty acid synthase activity; phosphopantetheine binding. The coding region runs from base 1 to 7749 and encodes 2582 amino acids. Gene Ontology annotation, biological process: secondary metabolite biosynthetic process; fatty acid biosynthetic process.